GGUCGCAGCCGGCACUCAGCGGUCAGCGAAGGCAAGCUCUCUCUCAAAUGGUGGGUCUCCUCCUUCCAGUUUUUCCAAACGCCUUCGCCUUUUGGCCCCUUCAGAACAUUUAAAAGCAAAAUCCGGAGAGGGUGAUGAGCUGCCAAUAAACCAAAAAGGAAAAAAAAAGAAAAGGGAGGAGGAGGAGGAAGAAAAAUGUUCUCCCUUGCUGAAUCCGCGGUGCUAAAACCUCGCCUUGCCGUCUGCCACCAAACGCCGGCCACUGCCAUCUCCCGUCCAAGAGGCCUCUUCCUCGGUGGUGGGUUCAGAGUCUACUGCAAACUGCAGCAGUCGAUGGCGAGUGGGGACACCGAGUCAGAUGGGAAGACGAAGAAGAAGACGAUGGCUAAGGAGAAUAAGUUGUGGGGCGGGCGUUUCGAGGAAAGCGUUACCGACGCGGUGGAGAGGUUCAGCGAGUCGGUCUCGUUCGACAAGAGCCUCUACAAGCAGGACAUCGCAGGGAGCAAGGCUCACGCCACUAUGCUGGCCGAUCAGGGCUUGAUGACUGCAAGUGAUCGUGACAGCAUUAUCCAUGGUUUAGAGGAGAUAGAACGGCAGAUUGAAUCAGGCGAAUUUAUCUGGAGACCAGAUAGGGAAGAUGUGCACAUGAAUAUUGAAGCAGCUCUCACAGAUCUGAUGGGGGAACCUGCAAAAAAGCUACAUACAGCAAGAAGUCGGAAUGACCAAGUUAUAACUGAUCUCCGACUCUGGUGCCGAGACGCCAUAGAUAAUAUUCUCGAACUCAUCCAUGGUCUUCAGGUUGCACUAAUUAAAUUAGCGAUAAAAAAUGAAGGACUAAUAGUUCCUGGAUAUACACAUCUGCAGCGAGCUCAACCAGUCUUGCUUCAACAUCUUUUGUUGGCUUAUGUUGAGCAGCUAGAACGUGAUUCUGGUCGCCUUCUGAAUUGCAAAGAAAGAUUGAAUUUCUGCCCCUUGGGAGCUUGUGCAUUGGCUGGUACUGGCCUUCCAAUCAAUAGAUUUACUACUUCAGAUGCUUUAGGAUUUACUGCACCUCUCAGGAACAGUAUUGAUGCAGUUUCCGAUCGAGAUUUUGUAAUAGAGCUUUUAUCAGGUAAUGCAAUCAUAGCGGUCCAUCUUUCUCGACUUGGUGAAGAAUGGGUUUUGUGGGCAUCAGAGGAGUUUGGGUUCCUGACCCCAAGUGACUCGGUGUCUACUGGCAGCAGCAUAAUGCCUCAAAAGAAGAAUCCAGAUCCAAUGGAACUCGUCCGUGGAAAGUCAGCUCGAGUAAUAGGUGAUCUUACCACCUUGCUUGUCCUGUGCAAGGGCCUCCCACAAGCAUAUAAUCGUGAUUUGCAGGAAGACAAGGAGCCGCUAUUUGACAGUGUUAAGACGAUUAUUGGCAUGCUGGAGGUUACUACCGAGUUUGCUCAAAAUAUCACAUUCAACCGCCAGAGGAUAGCACAUGCAUUGCCUGCUGGCUAUCUGGAUGCCACAACAGUUGCUGAUUAUCUUGUGAAGAAGGGAGUGCCCUUCCGGACAUCUCACGACAUAGUUGGAAGAACGGUUGGAUACGCAGUCUUUAAAGGAUGUGAACUCUCUCAGUUGACCCUCCAAGAACUAAAAAGCAUAAAUCCUGUGUUCGAGGAGGAUGUUUAUGAGUUCCUAGGUGUAGAAAAUUGUAUCAAGAAAUUCACAUCAUAUGGUUCGACUGGCAUGGUCUGUGUGGCUGAACAGAUGAGCUAUUGGUGUGAGAAGCUCGACAUAAGCAAAGGUGGUCAGUAAGGCUGCAUGUAAGCAAAGGUGAAUGUGUUUUCGCUAGAACGUGCUAACUUCUGUCUGCCCAUUGGCAUUUCAGCCGAAAUUCUGCCUACACCAGAGCCUCUGAGAUGUUAUCGCGUCGCCUAUUUAGUAAAUUUCUACAGCAAUAUGCACAACUGUCUUGAAGAGAUACUCAUGUCAGAAAAAAUAAAGGCUUCUAGAGCUGUAUCUGAUUAUUUAUCUUGGAUUAUGGUGUAAUUGAUAAUGAUCGGCAGGAUUCGUGAUCUGAUUUUCACAAUUGGCAUUCUUAUAUAA
Molecule: messenger RNA, 2073 nt
Organism: Nymphaea colorata (pocket water lily)
Lineage: Eukaryota; Viridiplantae; Streptophyta; Magnoliopsida; Nymphaeales; Nymphaeaceae
Product: argininosuccinate lyase, chloroplastic
Exons: 7
Coding region: 196-1782 (528 amino acids)
Cellular component (GO): cytosol
Molecular function (GO): argininosuccinate lyase activity
Source: RefSeq, a predicted model, not a curated record